This is a messenger RNA of Notodromas monacha, 843 nucleotides long. The record is from the annotation of a GenBank genome assembly. Lineage: Eukaryota; Metazoa; Arthropoda; Ostracoda; Podocopida; Cyprididae.
AUUUAGCUAAUUUUUGCCAGAUAAGAAUCAUGCAUCCUGAUGAUCCCUUCGGCGAGGUGAAUUUUCCAGUUUCGCGAGCAUUCUGGGACGGAGAUGAAGAUGGGUCGUACUUCGAGGUCGACAAACGAAGUGUAUCCCUCGAAAUCAAAUGUGCGCUGGAGCUUGAUGAUGAUGCCACGGUCUUGAUUGCUGAAGGGGAUCUCGUCGUUGAUUUUAUUUCGGGGUACCUCAAAGAAAAGAAUGUCGAGCAAUGUGGAAGAGUCCAAAUUUCGGAAGCUACUGAAACGCAUCAAUUGAAGCGGGUCCUUCUGAAUAUUCAUAGACCCACGUCGCAAUUGUUGGUGUGCUGUGUUACUCGGUUUUUGACCCCCGAAGUGUGCAAUGACGUUCUAAAUCAGCUUUAUGAUAAAAUUGGAAGCAAGAAACGCUUCAUUGGCCUCGUGUCGCGUCCAGUGGUGGAUCACGCAUCCGGCGAACGAAAUGAAGAUCGGAGCUUCUUGAUUCGCUGCUUGAGUGUCAAUGGACCAUCGCCGAAUGGAGUUCCGCUUUUGGAAGUGCCUAAUUACAUAACUGGACUUUGCGCUGCAGCAUUCCAAAUGUCCGUGGUGAUGCGCUCUCGCGGGCAAAUUUUUUGCGUAUACGCGGAAGAACAAGAUUUCGAUAGAGGAACAUUCAACGAGUUGAGUCGAUCUGUGAGGAAAUCCUUUUUGGGUGAAGACGGUCCUUGGCCCAGAACAACAAUAUCCGUGGGUUCCGCUUCUGGUGAUCGCGGGAAUAUCUAUUGUUGAAAAACAAAAAGCUUGUCAAGAUCAUAAAAUGCGAGUUAUCUUCAUCUUCCAAAAA